AUGAGGAUGAUGAUCCAGUCCGAUCUCUCCGCGGUGCUCCAUGGCGCGGCUCGAUGCUAUCUUACCCGGAGCGUCUCUGAACACAAACUGGGGGGCAUUUCAGUGGCAGCUGGCUGGCGGCCGGGUCACAGGACCCGCAUCUCUUUAUACAAGCCCGGGACAGACUAUGGGGGACACCCCUGUUUUGAAGAGCAGGACCAACACCAGGAUGAAGAUGCAUUUCAGUGGAUCUCAUCUCAGGCUUGUGUCCUCUGGUCACUCCUCCUCCUGUGUGCCGGGGCGGUCAGCAGUGGGUCAGUGCAGGUCCCGACCUCCGUGACCUGUCCCGAGGGGCAGGACUGUAUCCUGAACUGCACGUUGCUCUACACCGCUGAACGGAGGGACGAGAACCCUGGGGUGACCUGGAGACAAGCGGAAACUGCCCACAUCGUACACAGGAGCUUCAACAGCACAGCCAGGCUCAGGGACCAGCUCUCUCAGUAUGUGAACAGAACCAGCCUGUGUGACGGCGAUGCACGGAGAGGCAACGCUGCCCUGCUCCUCAGGGGGGUCCGACAGGAGGACGCGGGACAGUACAAGUGCACUGUUUCGAGGUUUGGAUCUGGGGUGAUCCGGUUAGAGGUGGUUCCGGGUCCGCCCACGACAGAACCAGCUGAACCCACAACAGCAGAACCAGCUGUGACACCGCGACACCACCUGUGGCUUUUAGGACCGUUUCUUCUUCUUGUAUUUGUGUGUGUGUGGCUGUGUGGAAAACGCGGACUGCUGCAGGAAAGCCCAGCAAUGCUAGAGGAGGCCUGUGUCGUGUGAUACUGACAGGAUCGUGAGACCCAACGGAGUCUGCAAAGCAGCAAAAAAACGUUUCAGAGCCUAGUGAACACGUUACCAUGGUUACACUUUUGCUGCAAGACCUUCUUCAAUGCUGACGCUAUGGGCUCUAUCUAUAUUAUCAUUAUUUAUUUCUUAGCAGACGUCCUUAUCCAGGGCGACUUACAACUGUUACAAGAUAUCACAUUAUUUUUACACACAAUUCCCCAUUUAUACAGUUGGGUUUUUCACUGGAGCAAGUACCUUGCUCAAGGGUACAGCAGCAGUGUCCCCCCCACCUGGGAUUGAACCCACGACCCUCUGGUCAAGAGUCCAGAGCCCCUAACCACUACUCCACACUGCUGCCCUACAUUUUGCCAAGCUCUUUAGAAAGUACCCUCUGUCGUUUUUCAAAAUCUGUAUUUAUCAUGAAAUGUUUUAAUUACUGGUCUACUAAAUGGCUUUUUAUAAAAAAAAUUGUAUUUAGUUUUGAUUGAGCCCGGAGCUGCAUUUUUCAUUGAUAAUAACAAUAAAAUCUCUUUGAAAGAAACCCGGAG
Messenger RNA from Acipenser ruthenus (sterlet), 1364 nucleotides. Its product is annotated as CD276 antigen-like. The record is from RefSeq and is a predicted model, not a curated record. Bases 1 to 810 code for a protein of 269 amino acids. Lineage: Eukaryota; Metazoa; Chordata; Actinopteri; Acipenseriformes; Acipenseridae. The transcript is spliced from 2 exons.